Haemonchus placei is the source of this 852-nucleotide messenger RNA. The record is from the annotation of a GenBank genome assembly. Lineage: Eukaryota; Metazoa; Nematoda; Chromadorea; Rhabditida; Trichostrongylidae.
CCGGAAACCGUCGAUCAGAUACGAAUUGGAAAGGAAUUUGUCCUACAAAGAAAAUGUGCAAUGGCUACCGGUGUCAUAAAACUGGACAGUAUUGCUGAAGCUUUCGAAAAGGCUGCUAAAUUUUCGCCUCACGAAUCGGCGUCGUUGUCGACAACUAGCGAACGGUCCUCGUCAGGAGUUUCCUCAGCUUCUAAUUCACCAACGUCAUCCACGUCACCAGUCAGCAACUUCAGUAAUUCACUGCCUGAUGGGUUUGGUGGACCACUUUCAUACAGCAAUCCAGUGUUUGAACUAGAUCCAGCCGAAUAUCUAAGUCAUGACGCACAAUCGCGAUACGUUUGCACUGGAGUAGUUGCACUAAGUGAUGAACUAUGGCUAGACGUCGAAGCUCAUCUGAAGGCGCUCACCGAGGAGCCAUCAACGGCGAACCGAUCGCUGACGGAACGAUGCCGCCACUUCAUGAAGAGUAAGUGGAGAUCUAUUUCCAUAUCGAUGGUGCCUGUGAGAUCGUCAGUUGAUGGUGACGAGAAACCCCUAUCUCCACCUGGUGACACGGACGAGAAUGCCAACAAAGACACACCAAAAAAGCCUGAACCAAAACCUCCGCCAGUGAAACCCCCAGUUGGUCCCGUGCCUACCGUCACUGUUUCGGGACCAGACGAAUCACCGACGGACACAUUCUCCUGUACGCCAAUAUAUGUAGUUAUAAUUUUAGCCAUAUUUCUUAUACUAGUAGUCGGAGCUGUGACUACCGUAGUCGACAUGAAACCCGAAUUUUUAUAUGGUCCUAAAGCGAAUUUUACAGUAAUUGAUUAUAAUCUCCUUUUAAAUGAAACAACUCAUCCUCCAUAA